This is a messenger RNA of Tarenaya hassleriana, 748 nucleotides long. RefSeq names its product ubiquitin-conjugating enzyme 15. Bases 61 to 546 code for a protein of 161 amino acids. NCBI's taxonomy places the organism in Eukaryota, Viridiplantae, Streptophyta, Magnoliopsida, Brassicales, Cleomaceae. The transcript is spliced from 6 exons. The record is from RefSeq and is a predicted model, not a curated record.
AGAGAGUAAAGCAGCUCGGACAAUACCUCUCUCUCUCUCUGCCCCCCCCCUCCGCACGCCAUGACCAGCUCUUCCGGUCCUUCACGCAAGGCGUUAAGCAAGAUCGCGUGCAAUAGGUUGCAGAAAGAAUUAGCGGAGUGGCAAGUGAAUCCUCCCACUGGAUUUAAGCACAAAGUCACCGAUAAUCUUCAAAGAUGGACAAUCGAAGUUACUGGAGCACCGGGGACGUUGUAUACGAACGAAACUUAUCAGCUUCAAGUUGAUUUUCCAGAACAUUACCCCAUGGAAGCGCCUCAGGUGGUUUUUGUUCCUCCAGCGCCGCUGCAUCCUCAUAUUUACAGCAAUGGCCAUAUUUGUUUAGAUAUUCUCUAUGACUCGUGGUCACCAGCAAUGACGGUGAGUUCAGUCUGUAUCAGCAUUCUCUCCAUGCUCUCGAGCUCACCCGCAAAGCAACGCCCGGCGGAUAAUGACCGCUACGUUAGGAACUGCAAAAACGGGAGGUCCCCGAAGGAGACAAGGUGGUGGUUUCACGACGACAAGGUGUAGCAACUUCGGGAUUAUGGCGAAUUCUGCAUAACAGUGAAGGUUUUAUAUAUAUAUACACUCUUCCGUACCCGAAAACGUCAAGAAAAAUAACUGAAUCGACUUUCCCUUUGUUCGUGCCGAUAGUGUAAAGACUCGUGAAAAAAUUGAUCAGUGUGAACAUACCUAAAUAAUUUUUGGAUUUUCGCACCCUUUGAUUGAUCCA